Molecule: messenger RNA, 3336 nt
Organism: Triticum dicoccoides
Lineage: Eukaryota; Viridiplantae; Streptophyta; Magnoliopsida; Poales; Poaceae
Exons: 4
Coding region: 127-2265 (712 amino acids)
Source: RefSeq, a predicted model, not a curated record
GCCGAGCGAGCCAAGCAUGCAUGGUCUAGCAAACCGUGGAGAAACCAGUAGACGAUUGAGUGUAGCAAAAACCAGAGGGAAACCACAAAUCAGUCGGUACCCCACCUUAGCAUACCAGGGACAACAAUGUUUACAAGGGGCGGAGCAUCUGGAAACCAGAAUGAGAAGCGGCAGCUCCAACGGAGCUCCGGAGAUGAGCUUGACGAUUUCUUGGAGGAGCAGCUUCAACGACGGCCAGAAGUACGGAUCAUCAACAGAUACGCGGUCGUCAUGGCGUACAUCCGACUUGGCCUGAAAGGCAUCGGGGCCCUGGCGCUUUUGUGGGCCACUGUCGUCCUCCUCGGCGGCUUCGUCUCGUCGCUGGAGGGGGACGAUUUUUGUUAUGUCACAGUCAUCGCAUUCAUCCAGGCGGCCGGGGUAUUCGAUGCGAUGGGAGAUGCUCGGUUUGUGUUCUUGGCAAAUUGGAUUGAAAAUCUUAAACGGAGAACUCAUUCUGUACUAGACCUCACUCUGAUUGUGGUAUUUACCCCAGUGGUGUACUCUGCUGUUCUUGGACCAUCCGUGUGCAUUUUGCUACCAUUGUUCGGUAUAACCAAUAGUGAGCUAUGUCUAGGUUAUGCCGAACCAAAUUUGAAGCAGGCGUUGAAAUUAUUCUACUACCUAUCCAUUGUUCAUGGCGCAAUAUGCUUAUUGUGUAUAGUGAUUGAAACGACUGCUGAUGAAGGUUUGGUGGAGAAAUUUGGCCGGCGACAUGGUCUCAGCCCUGAAGUACUUGAUGGAUACUUGCACCAAACCAAGCAGACGUGUGCAAAGAACCUGGAGUCCAUAGAGAGCUGGAACUUGAUCGUAUAUGGUGCUGGCUUGCUAGAUUCCCAAUUACCAGAGGACUAUGCGUCAGGAGGAAGGGUAUUAAAUAUACUGAUUGACCAGGAUACACCGGCGCUGAUUACACGGCUGCUGAUUAGGUCACCGAGACAAAGAAUUCAGAAGCUGAUCGAAACCCUUACCUGGAGUAACCCAGCAGAACGAGAGAUGAGGUGGCUUGCAGCAAGGAUUGUUGAGCAUCUCGCUGGUCAUCUCAACCUUGCUCACUUUCCAGGAGCAUUGGAAUGCAUAUCCUCACUCUUUGAAACUUCAUGUCAUAACAAUGGUGAUCAAGAAGCUCUCCAUCUGCCUUUUGUAGUUGGGCGUAGCAAGCAUAAGAGAAGGAUAAAUAAUAUGCUACACGAUAUGGUUAAUGGUGUCCUGCAAGGUCGGAAUACACUGUUACUUAUUUUAUCUGGACAGUUCUAUGUGGUAGCGAUUUGCCUAUAUCUACGAGCUAUUUAUUAUUAUUUUAGUCCCCCGGAGAAUGUUGGUACCCCAGAGCUAGACAACAAGCAGAGGGGGAGUGAUGAGGAUCUGCUCUUGCCAGGCCUGAGAAUUCUAGAGAACCUGGCUCACAACAGACACAACUGCACAAUGAUAUACAACACCCAGGAUCUUCUUUGCCAAAUAGUUGCACCUGUCCGCUCCAACGAAUUAAUACAUGAUAUCAAGAGUAGCGCUGCAUGGACCAAGGUGGUAGAUGGAUCAUUGAAAGUGGUAAGCCGGCUCAUGAGUUCUUCAGGCAGCGCUGGCAAUAAAAUGCGCAGACUAAUUACAUGUGAUACAAAUGCAGUCAAAAACCUGAAGGCUGUUGUCGCCAUGGAUAUGAAGAGCAACAAUGGUAUCAUACAGUUAAAGAUACGAGCUAUAGAGGUUCUUACACAAUUAGCCUUGCAUCAUCCUGCAAGUACUUCUGCUACUGUGAUAAGAGAACACCUACACAUCUUCCUACAGGAUGAUUGGAUGGGGAAUUAUUUGAAAGGUGAGAAAAUGAGGUUCGAGCACCAAAGUACAAACCAACAAAAUAAUUUACCAGAACCGUCAACGGGAGCACUUAUGGAUAAUCUCAUUCUCAUUGUCAGUAACGUAUGUCCAUUAAUCUUGUUCGUAGGGGGCACACAAGAACGCGUGACGAGGGCAAGAGAAGCACGUGAGUUGAGGGCAGCAGAAGCAUGUUUGACUGUGAUGAGGGCCGGACAAGCACAUCUGAUGAAAGAAGCUCAGGAAAGUGCAAGCCAGUUUAAAGAGAAGGCUGGUGAAGCAUUGGCCAUGUUGUCUAGUGACUCAGAGCCUCAGAGGCUGUCAAGAGCUUCACGAUUGAAGUAUGUACAGAAGACAAUGCCCGUCGUCUUACUGACUUGCUUGACUCCAGUAUCAAGACCAUCAAAUGUGAAAUAGGUGAAACAGAACCUGUGGAGAUAGAGAUCAGCAUUUCUUGUCGUAUUAGCGCCAGUGUCAUCUUGAAGAAUCUGAGGAAUCGCGACAUGAAACUAACCUUAGAGAAGGUACUCGCAGAACUGCUUCCUAUACAGGCGGAAGCAAGUAGCACACCACAGUGGUGGGGGCGUCACAUCUCUUGUUCUUGCAUUGCAGCAUUCAGAAACGACAUAGAAAGCCGUGCCAUCUCUUGCAUUACAUCAACAUGGAACGACAUGGAACGAAGCGCCACCCGUUGCUUUCCAGCGUUCAGAAACAACACAGCAAACCCAAGCGAUGGUGGGAACGACGAGCCUUCCACUUCACCGAUUCACCACAUCCAGCAGUGUGGGGAGAGGAGGCUGCAAGCAGAGCUCAUAUCACUUGUCGCGGUGAAUCUUGAAAAUAACAAUUUUGAUUUUGCAGCAAUCUUAAUAUUACCACCGCGCGCGCCGCCAGUUUCCCUGCUGGAAGAGUUUGUGGUGAAGCUCAAGAAGAUGGUGGAGGACAACAUGUACGCCACCCCUGCGUGCCUGGCUAUACAGAAGCUCGCCUGCAAGAUGGUUACAGGAUUCCUCCAGCAUGAUCGAAACGUUGAAGUGAUCGGCAAUCAAAAUAUUGUUGGCACAUUACUGGAGGCUUCAAAGGUGAUGGCCGGGCUUGAGAGCAGCAUGCUUUUCACUGGCGUCCAUCAUGACUGCCACGGGGUUCCUCUGAAGCCUUUUUUAUCUGUUCUCGCUAACCAGGCAAAAGAUCUUUUGAAACUGAAGAAACGGGCUCAGACUCUGGCUCGGGCUCAGCUUCGGCGCACCAACAGUGCGCCUGCCGGUGCAUCACCAACAUGAUUGUUGCGUUACGGAGUAUUUCUGUAUGUUAAAAAUACUGAAACGGGUAUCCAAUUCUAGGUGUGCUAUAUGCUUGCUGGUUUUUCUUUUCUUCCUUUGUUGAUUUGUGAGAGACUUUGUAAUAACGGGCCGUGUGCACCUUUCGGCGUAGAGACCAGGCGUGUGAUCCUUCCAUUAUUCUAAGAAACUGAAAUCAGUUUCUGCAUUA